AUGACUUCCAGCAACAGCAACAUCUACUCAACGACCAGGUAUCUGGCCCAAGAGCGGACGCAGAACGUCAAGAUUCCAGGCGGCAGUCGCUCUACCACACUUUCAGGAGUCAAAGAUGCCGACUUCGUUGCAAUCGGCCUUGGAGGCACAAACAUGCUAGCAAUGCUCUGGACGAUAGCCAUGGGCCGCCGCGCCGUUGGUGUCGACCUCCGCGGUGAUCCAUUUCUGGGAGUGCACUGGAACAUCCGUCAAGAUAUGUAUCAUCAGCUGGGGCUUAUCGACAAGAUGAUGUUGGAUCGAUACGGACUGGACAAUCUACCGAAAAGACUAGAUGGAUCGCUACUAAGCUUGGCAGAUCUCUUCUACCAUCCAAUGACGAAGUCUCGAGAUAUCAUACCAGGAGCCAUCAUUGAGGGAUACGAGAAGGAAUUACACAUGGUUGGUGAGAUUCACAACAUCGAAUACAUCGACGAUCGUUGGAAAGAUGGCAAACCUCAUCGCACAGUUACCACUGUACCUCCGCCAAAUAUUCCAGAACAUCCAUGUCCGACCAAGAUCCGGACAGAUUUGCGAGAGGUCCUCGAUGGCCCUUCAACCUUUCAGGCCGCAGCGUUCUCGAUCCAACUUCUUCUUCGUCGCUACCUCGAGGCACUGGAGAAGAUUGAUCUUAACGCUGGCAAGACGCCCAGAUGUCGUCUGUUUACCAAACACCGUGUGGUACAGGAUGGAAGCGGUCUAGUCCACCUUCCUUGCGGCAGAGUCCAGAUCCGAAUCGAAGAGGUCACUGAAGUCCAAUAUCAUAAUGACCUUCAACGUAUCCGCACACCGGGAAGUGACUUCAUCGACCUUGGUGUACCAGAGCUUUUCAGCAUUGCAACGGGUAUCAACUGCCGUGAAGCGGAGCAACUGGGCUUCCAACAACACGACGUUCACGUUGACCACGGCGACGGUCAAGGCGCCAAAGUAGCCCAGGCAGAUUUCGUUGCUGGACAGUUCAACAUUCUUGUAGACGGACGAUUACGCCGCCGCAUCGCUUCGGAAUUCGACCAACACGGCAACGAGUCUUGGGUUCGACAGAUCACGGUUGGCCACGAAGGCGAUCCGCGAGUAGCCUGGACCAUUGUCGAGGUUCCUGAACAUAUAUCUUUAUGUCCCGUCGAACGCGGCCUCGUCAGCGCUGAUACCAGUAAAGAUUCCGCGGAGUACUUUGCAGCAUAUCAAUUCUUGCUGUACGACUACUACAUCUCGCAAGCUUCUCUCGUCCUUGAAAUCUCACCCGACGAACUCCGCCGUGUAGCCAUGGUAUAUGGCCCCAAACCUUUCAGCCUCGUCGAGCGCAUUGGUACCGACGCACGUAUCGCCACAAACGGCAUCGUAGCAGGCGACUCCUUCGGCAACGGCCAUUUCCUGCAUUCAGCAGGCGCCAUGUGCGGCAUGCUCGGCCACGGCUACCGAUUUCUCGAAUACUGGCAACGCCGCGCUGCUUCGCACUGUGCCGAAUCAUCUCUCCGUCUGCUUGCAGACCGUAUCAAAGCCGAUACGGAAGCGCUAUUGGAGGUCAGUGCAAAGGAGUUCAGUCAAGCGAUUCCCAGUAACUUUGGUGCGGAGAGGGGGAGGAAAGUUGCGGCUGCUAGUGGGAUUGCGGAAGGAAAGAGAGCGAAGGUCAACGCGAAGAGGGAGAGAGGGAGGAGGUGGGAUCAGGCGCCGCUUAAUCCAACGGACUGGAGGAGAGUGUUCAUGCGAAAUGGGCGGACUUGGAGUGAUAAGUUGCCGAGGAUUGACGAGAGGCAUCCAGCUUCGAGGGUGGAGAAGGCAAAACUUUGA
This is a messenger RNA of Alternaria arborescens, 1824 nucleotides long. RefSeq lists its product as hypothetical. The record is from RefSeq and is a predicted model, not a curated record. The transcript has a single exon. The coding region runs from base 1 to 1824 and encodes 607 amino acids. NCBI's taxonomy places the organism in Eukaryota, Fungi, Ascomycota, Dothideomycetes, Pleosporales, Pleosporaceae.